Messenger RNA from Cicer arietinum (chickpea), 1236 nucleotides. RefSeq lists its product as uncharacterized. Gene Ontology annotation, biological process: vesicle-mediated transport. Gene Ontology annotation, cellular component: membrane. Lineage: Eukaryota; Viridiplantae; Streptophyta; Magnoliopsida; Fabales; Fabaceae. The record is from RefSeq and is a predicted model, not a curated record.
UGAUCACGAGUUUGUUAGAGUGAAACAGAGAAUCGAAUUUCCAUUCUGAAAAUCUAACUAACUUCAUUACUUACUUAGUUAUUACUCUUUCUUUCUUUCCAUAAACCACAGAUCCACAGUCUCUUACCUUUUUUUUUCUUUUCGUUUUUCCAUUUUCCCGAGAAAGUGUGGGAAAACAAUGGAAAACUUUAACAAAGCCUUCGAGAAAGUGAAAAUAAUGGUAGGAAUGGAAGUCGAAGACGAAGAGCAACAAUUGGAAAGCCAAAACUCGUUUGCUUUCAUGGACGAUUUCAACCGCGACUGCACCUUGUCAACCAAACAGAGAUUAUAUGGUUUUGCCAUAUGCUUUGCUGCUGGAGUAACCUGUACAUUGUUAUCUAUGCUUGUUUUCCUGAAACCAAUAAAGUUUGGGAUAGCCUUCACUCUUGGCAAUUUGCUUUCACUUGGAAGCACAGCAUUCCUCAUAGGUCCUAAAAGACAAGUAUCGAUGAUGCUUGAUCCUGUUCGCAUUUAUGCAACAGCCAUAUACAUCGCAAGUAUGAUAAUUGCCUUGUUUUGUGCACUUUAUGUUCAUAACAAGCUACUGACACUUCUUGCCAUUAUCUUGGAGUUUGGGGCACUAGUUUGGUAUAGCUUAAGCUACAUCCCUUUUGCAAGGUCCAUGGUCUCAAAGAUCAUGGUUUCAUGCUUUGACACUGAAUUUUAGCUUACACACUCAAAUGACUAUAGCAUCCUGCAUUGAUACCCUCAAUAUACUUUCAAUCCUGAAGAAAGACUGUGCUGCCGUAAUACAGGAUGGGUUGUGAUUCAUCCUUUCCUGCCCCUUUCUUUUCUGGAAUCUUGUCUAGGUUUCAUUUGUUUGUUAGAAGUAAAAUCUUGUGCAUUUGUAUAAUGUUGUCGAUGAGCUAAUGUAAAGAGUUUUGUUUAUCUCAACUUGUUCUCUUUUCUUUGCCUGUUUUUUUUUCCACUUCAGUUGUUUUCAAAUGAUCAAAUCACAGUCGUGCUUUCAGUAAGGCCGUCAUUUAUCUGCAACCUUUUAUUCGAAAGACAAAAAGGAGUAUUGAGGCAUUCUUGAAUGCCUUAGGUGCAACAAUUUUGUUUGUAAUUGGACUAAUUUCAGAAGAUGGUUUUUAUUAUAAGUCUUUUAAUGGACUGUUUUGUAAUGGUUUUCUUUUUCAACCCUUUCCCCUGUAUAGUCUGGUGGAUAAAUUGGAAACUAUAUUGAGUUUGAUUAAA